AUGAAACCGCCGUUUUCUGUUUUGUGAUCUUAAAAAACCCGUUCCUCUUCUCAUCUCUUCACUUCACCUCCGUUUAGGUUCGAUGUGCAGCUUUAAUUCACGAGUUAUUGUUGCAAAGAUUACUCCCAGAUCUCGCCGCUACCGUUUUCCUCGCGUUCAAUCUAUAUAUAUCAGCUUCUCCAGAGGACGAUUGCACCUUCAAAUCUUUGUCAGUUUAUCAUUUUCUAAACCCUAGAAAGUUUGUCAGAUAUGGCUUCCUCCGAUGUUGUUCUCGGUCACUCCACCUUCGAUGCUCUCCGACUGGGUAGAUCUGCCCAGAUGAUUGUUGGUCGUCUCCUCCGUUUCUGGGACUCGAAAAACAUCAAGAAGCAAGGUGAAUUCAUGGGCAUCACUCUCCUCUUCCUUGACGAGAAGAAUUCCGUCAUACAUGGAUUCAUUCCUGCUGGUCGCGCUCCUUUUUACCGUCCGUCCUUGCGAGCGGGUUCAGUUGUUAGAGUCUCCCGCUUUGAAGUUGCAAGAUGUACAAAUAUGUACAAAAUUACGGAUCACCCUUUUGUGAUCCGGUUCAUCCCCCAGACAACCAUUGCUGAAGUUAUCGAAAAUGCUCCUGUCAUCAACGUUGAGAAAUUCAUGCUGCGUUCGUUUGACCCCCUCCAAGCUCUCGCGAACACUAAUUUGGAACUUCCAGAUGUUGUUGGGCAAAUUCAGUAUGUCCAAGCAUAUUUUUAUUUACUACUUAGGAGGGUGGUCGUUUACCUAUCUCUGUGGGAUGAUGCUGCAUCAAUGUUUAGGGGACUCAUCGGCUCCGGUGACAGGACACAGACAGUGAUGGUGGUCACUAUCGUGAAUCCAAAACUAUUUGGAGGUAACCUAUACCUCAACUCAACUCCAGCGACGAAGUUUUAUUUCGACAACACCCUUGAAGCCAUCUCCGAGUUCACGGCCAGGUUUGAUGGACCAGUCCAAGAAGCUUUUACGUGUAUCGAUACGAAAGAAGGGAUUAGGAAAAAAGAAGUCCUCUCAAUAGGAGAGCUAAACAAGUUCAUUUCCAAUUCUAACGAGCAGGAAGCUGAAUUCAUUUGCAAGGCUCGGGUUGUUGAUGUCCUGCAUCAAAAUGGGUGGUCUUUCGUUUCUUGCACUGGCUGCAGCAGGAAGCUAGACAAAGAUGGGUCUUCUCUUCGUUGCAACCGUUGUGUUAAUCCCAACAUCACCGGUGUCAUCAAGUAUCGUGUUGAACUUUUAGUUGAUGAUGGGCAAGAUAACGCCACUUUUGUGGUGUUCGACAAGGAAAUGCUUAAACUGACUAAGCAAGAUGCAGCUGCCCUAACCCUCAAUGAGAUAAAUGGUGGUGGUGGCGUGGAACUCCCACAAUGCCUUAAAGACCUUGGUGGACAAGAUUUUGUCUUCCAGAUACGUGUGACACCAUUCAAUUUCACACCAAAUCACCGUACUUUCACAGUUUCUGCAAUCGUUGACACCAUCGUUCCCGAGACUUUCAAGACCAAUGCAGCUGAAUUAGUUCAGGUGGAAGGUGGUGAAGCAUCGGCAACUGGCAGCAACAUGAAAGGCAGCAACAUGACUGGAGGUGAAGAGAAAGAACCAAAUCCUUCAAAUUCUGGAGGCAAAGGAGGUGUCCGUAAACGUACCCGUGAGUGAAGUUACAAAGCUGUCGCAGCGUCAACCCACUUCUGCUUUCUUUGCUUUCCAAUUUCCUUACGUACUAUGUUUUUUUUUUCCCAGACUUUGCAUUAGUUUUUAUAUUUGAAGGUUUUUUCUUUUAUUAAGAAA
This is a messenger RNA of Brassica oleracea var. oleracea, 1788 nucleotides long. RefSeq lists its product as uncharacterized. Gene Ontology annotation, cellular component: nucleus. Gene Ontology annotation, biological process: DNA replication; DNA repair; DNA recombination. NCBI's taxonomy places the organism in Eukaryota, Viridiplantae, Streptophyta, Magnoliopsida, Brassicales, Brassicaceae. The coding region runs from base 250 to 1656 and encodes 468 amino acids. The transcript is spliced from 10 exons. Gene Ontology annotation, molecular function: DNA binding. The record is from RefSeq and is a predicted model, not a curated record.